CUCUCGACCUAAACGGAGAGGUUCUUCCAUUCCCGACCUCAAGUUUCCAGAGUGAUGGCCAAAUGCUACUCAGACUGGCCUCCUCUCCCUCCUCUCCAUCCAUCGAGACGAACACCAUCGCAGACCUCCCUUUGGGCGAUCAGGAGACAGCUCGCAUCUUUCGUCCUGCACUGCUCCAGGUCGUGCGCUUCCCCUCUUCUUGAGCCCAAGAAUUUGCCCGAUGAAUUCCAUGCUGUGUCUGCUUCGACGCCGGCGCCGGUCCCGGUGCCGGUGUCCCCGCUUCCGGAUGCUCCGAAGCUCGGGAUCUCGAACAAGUUCAUCCGAGGCCUCUGCAGCGACAGGCAGACCGAGCAGUUCGCCUUCGAGUGCUACAGGAGGGCUCUGCACCAGCCGGAGUUCCGGCCGGACAAGAAGACGAUGAACGCGCUGACCGUGCAGCUGCUCAGGGCUAAGCAGUGGAGCUCGCUGGAGCUUCUGGUUGAAGAUUUCAGGGCCUAUGGGGUGCUGCCGGAGAGGCGGACGUGCGCGCGGCUCGUCGCGAGCUGCAUCAAGGCGAGGAAGUUCGGGCUCGCCGACAUGGUGCUCGGCGUCCUUGAACGCAAGAAGGGCGCUCCUGCUGCCGCCGCCUUCAGCUCGGCGAUGCAGGCGUACAACAAGCUGCAAAUGUACCGGAGCACGCUGCUGGUGCACGAACGGAUGAGGGCGGCUCGCUUGUCGCGCGGCGCCGACGCCUACCGCGCCGUGAUGGCGGCGUGCGGAGCGUUGGGCAAGCCGGAGAUGGCGGCAUCGCUGCUCAAGCAGUACAGGUCCCAGAAAUGGUACCCCUCCGAAAGCUGUGUCGAGACAUACACCAUCAUCUGUGACGCACUCGGACGAGCAGGUAGAGCCUCCGAUGCUCUGAAAUGCCUGCGAGAGAUGGAAGCAGACGGCAUGUCGCCGAACGCAACGAUCUACUCUUCAACCAUCAGAUCUUUGGCAGAUGCCCAUGAAACUUCUGCAGCAGAAGACCUGUACAACGAAGCAUGGACAAACGGGAUGCUGGGGGAUCCGGACAUGUUCAUGAAGGUGAUCAUCAUGCAUGUUGAGGCCGGGCAAGUGGAGAAGACGAUGGGAGUUGCCAAGGACAUGAGGGAGGCUGGCUUGAGGGUCACCGAUUGUGUCCUAUCAACCAUUGUCAAUGGCUUUGUGAAGAGGAGAGGCCUCAAGCCGGCCAUCAGAGCCUAUGACAAGCUCAUUGCUUUAGGGUGCGAGCCUGGCCAGGUCACCUACGCCUCAGUCAUCAACGUGUACUGCCAGCUCGGGCGGAGUGACAGGGCGGAAUCCGUCUUCUCAGAGAUGAUUGACCGAGGCUUCGACAAGUGUGUGGUUGCAUACGGUAACAUGAUCUCCAUGUAUGGGAAGAUCAGGAGAGCGUCGGACGCGACGAGGCUGCUCGCUGUGAUGAAGAAGAAGGGGUGCGAGCCUAAUGUCUGGGUGUACAACUCUCUCCUGGACAUGCACGGAAGACUCGGAAGCUCGAGGCAGGCUGAGAAGAUCUGGAAGGAGAUGAUGCGGCGCAAGGUUCAGCCUGACAGGGUCAGCUACACCGCGAUCAUCAACUCGUUCAACCGGUCGGGAGAGCUGGACCGGUGCAUGGAUUUGUACCAGGAGUUCAGGGAGACGGGAGGAAAUGUGGACAAGGCCCUGGGUGGUCUCAUGGUAGGGGUGUUCUCCAAAUGCAGUCGAUUCAACGAGCUCAUCGAGCUGAUGAAGGAUAUGCAAGGCACGAGACUGGACAGGAGGCUGUACUUGACCGUCCUGAGGAGCCUCCGAGACGCCGGGCUGGAGGUCCAUGAGAAGUGGCUCGAGACUAAUUUCAGAUUCGUGGAAGAGAAAACCUGAUGAAUCCAUGUGUAUCUCUGCUGUUCAUCUUCAGCACCGAAGAAUUGCGAUCGGGUAUCUGCAAAAGCAUUGCUCUGUACAUGGACAGAAAAAUAGGUAAAUAUUUGCUUGCCUCAAUGCGCUUUGUCGAAAUUAUAUGCUUAUGCUGCUGGUUCCAGCCUCCACUGUAAAUGUAUUCUGAAAGAUACACCUUUGUACCAGUAAUGGUCUGAUUGCAGAUUUAUUGGAUAAGUUCCAUUGUUCAGUAGAUCUGCAUUUGCCAGAUUAAUUGAAUCACUUGUACUAUAGCCCACUCCGGCAAAUGUAACUUUGCAUCAGUACUGAACUAGUGAACUUUUCACAUCUCUUCAGAACUUGUCAUCCGUUCGA
Messenger RNA from Oryza brachyantha (malo sina), 2250 nucleotides. RefSeq names its product pentatricopeptide repeat-containing protein At5g13770, chloroplastic. The record is from RefSeq and is a predicted model, not a curated record. Gene Ontology annotation, molecular function: protein binding. NCBI's taxonomy places the organism in Eukaryota, Viridiplantae, Streptophyta, Magnoliopsida, Poales, Poaceae. The transcript has a single exon. The coding region runs from base 55 to 1881 and encodes 608 amino acids.